GUCAACCCUAACUCGGACUCGACUCGCCUCUCCUGUCCUCUCCAUUAUCUAUUAUCAGUGCGCUCUCACACAGAGAGAGAUAGAGAGAAAAGCCAAUUUAGGGUUUUGCGCCAUUUUUUCCUGCAAAUUCUAUCGGAAAAUUCAUCGUCUCUAUUUGAAGUUUGGUAUAGAAUUGUAUGUUUAUAUAGAUACUGGUGUAGGGAAAGGUUAGGUUAAUUAAUGGAUGAGAUCUGGGAGAGAGCGGUGGAAACAGCAUUGGAUGGCCAAACCGACGUUGCUGCGGUUCGAACGUUAACCCUUGACGGCGCUGUGAAGUGCGUUCACGGCCGAUUACCUCCGCCGGCACUUUUCGAGAAGUUUCAGAGCCUCCAGCACCUAUCAAUAGCGAACAUCGGCGUGUCGUCGCUCGAACAGUUCCCUCGGCUCCGAAACCUUCUAAGGCUGAUCCUAUCCGACAAUCGGAUAGCGGGUGGCCUCAAAUUCCUUGUUGAGGCAGGGCUUGAAUCGCUGCGGGACCUUGAUUUGUCAAACAAUCGGAUUUCGGAUAUUAAUGACUUGAGACCCCUAGCGGAGCUGAGGUUGGUUUCGUUGGAUCUCUAUGAGUGCCCUGUGACACGGGUUAAGGACUAUCGAUCCCGAGUUUUCGGUUUGAUUAAGUCGUUGAAGUACUUGGAUAAGACAGAUGCGGAGGGAAACGAGAGGCCCGAGUCCGAUGAUGAUGAUGAGGAAGAGGAGGACGACGAUGAUGAAGAAGAUGAUGAUCCUGGGAGCGGGGAAAUUGAUGGCGGGGAGGAUCGGCCAUUGAGGUUAAACAAUGGGAAUCGAGCAGGUAGUGAAGGGGUUGUGGAUGUUGAUGAGGAUGAGGAGAGUGAUGCAGAUGAGGAGGAAGCAGAGACUUCUAGAGGGGUAAAUGGGAUGAACAGUGGUGGCAGUUCUCAUCAUCAAUCCAAUGGGUUUCGGGUGGAGGCUGUGAAUGCAGAGGAUGAUGAGGAUUCAGUUGAGGAGGUAUACGAGGAUGAGGGUGAUGAUGAUGAAGAUGUGGUGGAGGUUCAUGAGAUAGAUGAUAGUGAUGACGAUGAUGGUGUGGAUGAUGAUGAGGAGGAUGAUGAUGAAGAGGUGGAUAAUGAUGAGGGAGAUUUGGGGGAGCCUGCGAGUACACGGAAGUUCACAAGCACCGAAGGAGAGAUUGAUGGGCAUGAACAGGGGGAGGAUGAUGUGGAUGAGGAUGAUAAUGGUGAGACAGGGGAGGAAGACGAGGAGGGUGUUGAGGAGGAUGGAGACUUUGAGGAUGAUGAAGAAGCUGAAGAUGAGGAAGACAAUAAUGGCACGGGAUAUCUUGUUCAACCAGUUGGGCAGGUAGAAGCAGAUGCUGGAGGUGGAGAUUUGGACCCUGUAAAUGAAGGUGAAGAGCCUGAAUUAGAGGAAGACGAAGAUGAAGACGGCGAAGUCCAAGAACUGCCACCCGCUGCUGCUCACAAGAGGAAGAGAGACGACGAAGAUGGUGAUGGUGAUGGUGAUGGUGAUGAGGAGGAGGAGGAUGUUGACGCUCAUCAUAGUAAGUCAUCAAAGCACCAUUAGCAAUUGGGAUUGUGGUAUGUAGGUUGUUUAUUCUGGAGAAAAUGUUGGAAACUUGAAUAUGGACCGUCAAGUGAGAAUAUUUUGUAGAAACUUGUGUUGGGGUUACUGUAAUAUAUGUUCAAAAAGUGGUUAUUCCCUCCCUCUUAUGGUUUUGCAUGUGCUGUAGCCGUUGCUUUAUUCAUUUCAAAUGACAGUUGUGAGCGGGUUCAAGUCGGUUCAUUUGCAUUGGAAUGGAAUUGGGACAUAGAGGAAAAAACUGUCGUGUAUAUAUUGUAUUACCGGUUGUAGAUAGCUUGUGACGUCUGUGUUCUAUCCAAUCAAAGCAGUAAAACUCUGUCGUUUCGACUAAAUCUGUGAAUUGGGACGCACGUGCUGAUGUCAGCAACCUUUUGUUUGUUUUA
Molecule: messenger RNA, 1979 nt
Organism: Olea europaea var. sylvestris
Lineage: Eukaryota; Viridiplantae; Streptophyta; Magnoliopsida; Lamiales; Oleaceae
Product: acidic leucine-rich nuclear phosphoprotein 32-related protein
Exons: 2
Coding region: 220-1578 (452 amino acids)
Cellular component (GO): nucleus
Molecular function (GO): histone binding
Source: RefSeq, a predicted model, not a curated record